AUCAGCAGCGGCUGGUGGAAUUUAAACCCCCGAGCCUGGCAGCCGAGCCGGGCCGGGCAGCUCCGCGCUGCAGCCGGGGUGUGUUGCGCCAGGAGCCGCAGCCGGAGCCGGAGCCGCUGCGUUCGGGGCUCGCCUCCGUGUCUGCGCCGCCCGGUCCAGCCUCGCUGGGAGCUGCGCCGGAGGGACCCGCCGCCAGCCGCACGAGGAGCCGAGCGGACCCGGCCCCGGCCCCGGGCAGCAUCAGCUGGGCUCCAACAGCAGUUCAGCCUGCUGCCUUCAGAUCAAGAAGCCCUUUGAGAGACUAGAAGCAUUCCCAGCUCUGCUCUGCAGCACAUGAUGUAAUCCAAUCUCCCAAUAAGUCAGAAGUUAAUUUUCGGAACGCUCGGCUGGAGUCGUGCGGCCCCAUUUAGCAGCUGGGCCCCCAGCCACGGACUAGCCCCGGGCAGGCGAUUGCCCUCUGACCGCUGGCACAGCUGCAAUCCAGAGCUGGUUCCAUCCCCAGGUGGCUGCCGUGGUGCUUGGGGCCAGGAGGAUGGCUGCCGUGUGACCAGCCCGCGCCCUGGCCCAGCUCCCCGCCUGGCGGGCGUGCUACGGCACUGCAAUGAAUGAUGCGUCAACGCUGGAUUAUGAACUGCUGUCCCCCUCCCUGGUGGAGCCCCCCGCCACCGGCCUGGGCAUGGACGCCGAGCAGAAGACGGUCUUUGCCUUCGUCAUCUUCCUCCUGGUCUUCUUGGUGAUGCUUAUGGUGCGCUGCUUCCGCAUCCUGCUGGACCCCUACAGCCGCAUGCCCGCCUCUUCCUGGACUGACCACAAGGAGGGGCUGGAGCGGGGCCAGUUCGACUACGCGCUGGUGUAGUGGGGCCAGGAGCUCAGUGCGCCGCCCCCCCUCCCUGCCUUUCUCUGCCCCCACAGGGACACUGCCAGCUGGAAGAGGCCUGGCUGGGUUUGUCUCUUUUCUAGGCACUUCUCCUUUUUCUCCUCAGGCUGCAGCACCGUGCACAACUUGGAUAUUUGGGGGGAUCUGGUGAGGGGGUGUCUGGGGUGGGAUGAGCCUGGCGAGCUCUUGAUUCAAAACAGGCCCCCCAGACGGCACUCUGCCGUGCUUCUCAGUGUUGUGUGCUAUGGGGGUGGGCAGGGGCAGGGCCUAUUGGGAUGGGGUGGGGCUGGGGGUGGGGGGGCGCAUGCUGCGGGUCAGGUUUCUCAGGGUUUCUGAGCUGGGUGGCUGUGUACCAGACACGGCCUGAGCAUGGUGUCUGCUGCCUGCUGCCGUCUCCCAGGACAGGGCUGUGCAGUUCUUCCUCCGGGUAUCCUCAUGGCUGAGCCCUGCUUGUCGGGGCGGGGGGGUUGUUAUAGGCAUCUCAAGUGCUGGCUUCUGUGACUUUCCCAUUGGUUUCAUAGAAUCACAGAGUAUCAGGGUAGGAAGGGACCUCAAGAGGUCACCUAGUCCAGCUCCCUGCUUAAAGCAGGACCCAUCCCCAAUUUUUGCCCCAGAUCCCUAAAUGGCCCCCUCAAGGAUUGAACUCACAACCCUGGGUUUAGAAGGCCAAUGCUCAAACCACUGAGCCAUCCCUCCCACCGAGGGUACCCUGCUCCAUGUGAGUUGGACGCUGCCCGUGCCUGCCCCAUGCAGCCAUGGCCCCACGUACGAGGCACCCCUGCCGCCUGAGUGCCAUGAGUGCACAGCUCCCUCCUUGGCGGAGUGCCCCCUAUUGGCGUUACACUGUAGCAAACACCACCCCCCCAGCUGGAGAAAACGCCUCUGACCAAAAGUGAAGCCCUGCAGCCGAGGACAGGGCUCCUGCUCCAGCUGCAGGGCACCAGGCAGCCCGGCCCGCUCACCCUGGGGAUGCUGCAGUGACGGGAAGGAACUAACGCACCCCAGUGAGCCAUGAGCCUGCUCCCAGCGCCUUUCCAGGCCUGCCAGCGGCUCGGCACCAGAGGUGCUGGCUCCGGUGGGAUGGAGGACGCUCUCCCCGCCCAAGUGCUCGAUCAGGCGCGGCUGACACCUCCCAGCUGCCCAGGGCACCGGGAGCAGAGCUGACGUGCUGGAGCUUUGUCUGGGACAAGGCCUCACUUCCUGUCUCCUGCCCAGGGCCAUGCUAGCCUUCCAGGGCGAGAAAGACUAGCCAGGCUCCCAGUCGGGCUAUAGCAGGAGGGUUUGGGGUGAGGGUGUACAGCUGAGGGGUGCACCCAGGGGAGAGCAGACCCUCCUCCUCCACAGAACUAAAGCUGCACUUCUGCUAACCCUGCCCAGCUCAGCCUCCUCUCUCUGCUGCUUGUCAUGGAUACACCAUCUCCCUAGAACUAGAACAUCUGGCCCCAUGUGCUGCCACGUCCCCCCACGUGAGCCAAAGCUGGCCAUAGGCCCCACCACAUCCCCCAUGAGCCAGAGCCAACCCCAUAACUGCCACGGUCCCUGUGUGAGCCCAGUGGGGUCCCGCAGGGAUCGGCUGUUGGCCCUCCAGUAUUUAACAUUUUUAUCAAUGACCUGUAAGAAAACAUAAAACCAUCCCUGGUAAAGUUUGCAGAUGACACAGUCGUUGGAGGAGUGGUGAUUAGGACAGGCCACUGGUAGGGCGCGAUUUGGCUCUCUUGGUAAGCUGAUGUAAGAAGUAUAGGUGUCAUAUGCCUUGAAAAUACAUUGUUCACAGCUCUUGUCCUCUCUCUGCCCUUCUAAGUAACCGCAGCCAAUCAUCCUGGUGUAUCUUCCAAACCCUUAGCUUCCUCUUUGAGCUAAAGGCAAUGAGGAUCAAUAGGGCCUGUCCCAGCAGGUGGGGCAUCUUGUCUGGGGAGCACAAAUUAAGCUAAAGUUAAACUAUACAAUUCCCAGGAAAGGAAAACUCUGAUGCUUGAUAAGGGUCCUCCCAGCUGUUGCUAGUUAUUCACACCAAAGAGUCCCUUAUUCACUAGUGGUUAAGACUUCCAACUCUCUUCAUCUAGCUAAAGAGACCCCGUACCGGGCAACAGACAAGAAUAAUUGCCCCCUGUCCUGUGCCCUAUUGUCUCAUGUCUUUGGGCUGCCCUCCCACCCGGGAACACCCAGGUGCGCCUGCCUCUGUUUCCCCUUUCAGAGUGCUCAGGAAUUCCUCUAGAAGCUCUCUUGCCUCAGUCAUACCCCUUCUUGGACUGGUUAUUACAAAAUUACUGUGCCAACAGUCCAAAAGGCAAGUGGAACACAUAGUCCAUUUAUCACCCCAGUGCAGGUAGUCCUUAAAAUCCAAACUUCAUCCACGGACAUAAUACAUCCUGCACUCCGGUGCCUUCUGCCAUGCCCUACCAGCUGGAGUUCAACACUCCUGUUCCCAGCAGGACCCCCACAGCCUCUCUGCAUCCCUCAUUCCCCUGGCCCUGUCACUGUUCCCUGGGCUCCAGCUCUCUGGCAUGGAGAUGGCAGUAGGUUAACCCCUCUGCUGCCCUCCGGCCUCCAGCCCUUGGCUCCAGCACUCUGGCUUAGAGCCAGCAGGUACCUCUCUCUGCUAUUCUCUGGCCCUGGACCUCUGGCUUGGGGAUGUCAGCCAGCAAACCACUCUUGCUGCUCUCUUGGCAUCAGCCUUCCCCCAGGCACCUCCUCCAGUCCUCUGGCCUCUGGCAGCUCUUCCCUGCAGCUCUCUGGACUCUCACUCCCAGGCAGCUCUCACCUCCCCUUUCCUGACUCACCAAGUUGCUCUUCCCUUGAGGCUUCAGGUGCCUUCUUGUAAUCCCAACUGGAGUGAGCUGAUGAAUCACAGGUGCACUGGCUCUGCGCCCUCUUGAGAAGCUAGUGUCAGCCUGUGACAUUUCUUUGGUAUGAACCAAGGACCGGGAGUGAGUAUGGAAGGAGUUAAACCGACGAGAAAUAACUUGUGAAACCUGACGAUCAAAUGGGGCACACUUCUCGUUCCCCCAAGAAAUCCAAACUGCUUACCCCUCUCCCCAAACUUGACAGUUGUUUGCCUUAUUAAUCAGAUCUUCAUCUUUCUAUGUGAAUAAUCUGUCUUGUUCCUCCAAUGUAAUGUCUCGUGUCCUAUGAUAAGCCCUGAAAGAUGUGCAGAGUGUUGAUAUAAUCCAAGAAUAUAUGGACUGUGUCCUCUAGAUUUAGAAAACUAGAAGGGAUUUUGUUUGUUUUCUUUGUUAAUGAUUGUUGCACUAGAGAACUAAAUGCAUUGUAUGGCAUGAGAAGAGAUAACAAUACUACAUAGGACUAGAUGGGGCCAUUUGGAUCAUCGAGUAUUGCAUGGUACAGGCACUGAACCAAGGUAUAACUUUGGAAUAUUAAGAGAAAUUGCUUAAAGGAGGGAUCCCAAUUCAAGUCAGGGUUAAUACUGAAAUAUAAUCUAUGAAAUUAAUCAAACCUAAAAAAAACCCCCAUGACUAAAAGGGGCAUUGAAGAAAUUUGUUAUAUGCCAUCACCAUCUACUGGACACUGAUGGAAGUAACAAAGAAAGAGCAUUGGAAGUUGAGAGUCAUUUAGAAAGCAUCCAAUAGAAACAAGAGGGCAGACACCUUCCAGCUAGCCCUGAAAUCAGGGUACAUAAACCUGAAGUCAUUUGGGACCUCAGAGCUUGCUGAACCCAGUAACCAGCCUCUCCCCUUAUCCAGGCUCAUGGGACCAAGAAGAAUUCGCAGUGUUUGCUGAACCUCCAUGUGUGGAUGAUUCUCCUCAUUCAGGGUCACAGGUCUAAGCGGGAGUGACUGAACCCACAAAUAAGGUACAGAAUCCAGCAGUGUAACAGACAUGUGAACCAGCUGUAUGUCAAGGAUCCCCCAUCCCAGGGUUAACAAGAUAAGAAGAAGUGAUGAGCGUCCGUUUCAAAGAUUAUAUUUCCCUCUCUGCUCUUUAACUGAAGGUUUGCGUUAGCUCACAGAGUCUACACCCUUUAGUGAGACUUCAAGUAACCAAACUUUGGUUUUUAACUAACUAACACCAUAUGUAUACUCUCCUUAUAAGUCCAAGCAGACUGGAAUAAGAGUGAUUUAAACUGUAACUUUAAGCAAUUGCUUUUGAUAUUUUAAACUUGCCCCUUUCAUACCAAACCAUUCAAAUAGCAGGGACCACAUUCUUCAAGGUGCCUUUAAAACAAGUGCAUCCUUACUCCUUGGAGAGGUACUAGUAGUGUAUUAAACAUAUUAGAAGUACUAAAGAAUUGAUGGUUAAUGAUCUUAAGAAUGGAAUAAGAAAUCUUGGUGAUUUGCAUUGUUCCUUGGUAUAACUGCUGAGCCUCAACCCUAGUCUAUGACAAUUGCUUGCAAGAUUGUAUUUAUGUGUUCAGUAAAUGCCUAAGAACAUUGGUUGUGUCUAUACUUGGUUGACGAACUGUUGAUUGUAUACUUUUGUGUUUCUGGGUGAAUUAAAUAAACUGUUGAUUGGUUAAGAACA
Molecule: messenger RNA, 5356 nt
Organism: Caretta caretta (loggerhead turtle)
Lineage: Eukaryota; Metazoa; Chordata; Testudines; Cheloniidae
Source: RefSeq, a predicted model, not a curated record